Molecule: messenger RNA, 3171 nt
Organism: Pangasianodon hypophthalmus (striped catfish)
Lineage: Eukaryota; Metazoa; Chordata; Actinopteri; Siluriformes; Pangasiidae
Gene: tlx3b
Product: T cell leukemia homeobox 3b
Exons: 3
Coding region: 125-1003 (292 amino acids)
Biological process (GO): animal organ development; regulation of transcription by RNA polymerase II
Cellular component (GO): nucleus
Molecular function (GO): DNA-binding transcription factor activity, RNA polymerase II-specific; RNA polymerase II cis-regulatory region sequence-specific DNA binding
Source: RefSeq, a predicted model, not a curated record
GCUGCAUCCAAAAAAAAAAAAGAAAAAAAAGUUAACAGGAAUUUAACACUCAGUAGCGUUAGUCCUCUGAAAGUGGAAUAUAAGUCUCCUGAAGGGUGUUCGGUCAGGUUUGUGGAAGGAGAGGAUGGACCGAGCGUCAAGCUCCAGCCCCACGGGUCAGACACCUCAGCCUGGCCCACACGAACCCAUCAGCUUCGGCAUCGAUCAGAUCCUCAGCGGCGGAGAGCCGGAGAGCCAAAAACGACAACAACAGCAACAACAACAGCAACAACAACAACAGAACUCGACACAGAACAGUCCGGACAGCGCGCACGGUCACCGAGCGGCCAGCCCGAGUCCCUACCCUGCGCUCUCGGGCGCUUUUCACGGUCUGGCGGCUCCGUAUGAUGAAUCCGGUGCGUACGGGCCGAACUUCGCUCUGGCGCCCGGCGGUGUGAUCAGAGUCCCGGCGCACAGACCGCUCACCGCCGCCGUGCCCCCCACCGUCCCCGCGCUCAGCGGCAUCGGCUUCCCCUGGAUGGAGAGCAGCCAGCGCUUCGCCAAAGACCGCUUUGCAGCGGCCCUGACGCCCUUCACGGUGGUCGCGCGGCGGAUCGGUCACCCGUACCAGAACCGGACGCCGCCCAAGCGGAAGAAGCCGCGCACGUCGUUCUCGCGCGCGCAGAUCUGCGAGCUGGAGAAGCGCUUCCACCGGCAGAAGUAUCUGGCCAGCGCCGAGCGCGCGGCUCUAGCCAAGACCCUGAAGAUGACCGACGCGCAGGUCAAAACGUGGUUCCAGAACCGGAGGACCAAAUGGAGACGGCAGACGGCGGAGGAGCGCGAGGCCGAGCGACAGCAGGCCAACCGUCUGAUGAUGCAGCUUCAGCACGACGCCUUCCACAAGUCUCUGAGCGAGCCGCUGCCGGCCGACCCGCUGUGCAUGCACAACUCGUCCCUGUUCGCCCUGCACAACCUGCAGCCGUGGGCCAGCGAGGAGGGCGCCAAGCUCACCGCGCUGGCGUGAGACCCCCAGUACAAACACCCUGUCUUACCCCAUCGCCCCCCUCCCAAUCACCCCUAAUCACCCCCAUCACCCCCCCACGCCUCACUCUCUAAUCAGCACGCAGCUGCAUCUCCAACAACGAUGGGACGUUUUCUGUACAGAGCAAAAUACGACAUCUCUGGAGCUGAAGAUGAGCUCCGAAACGAACAUACAAACACACGCAAAGCUGCUGCAGUGAGAGACUCAUCUUUCUAUCUUUCUGUCUGUUUUUUUUUCUGUCCAUCUCUCUUUCCAUCUCUCUCUCUCCAUCAUCUCAUCAUGCUGAGGGAACGCCGCUGAGAGACAUAACCGAGGAUAAAUUAUUCAGAACAUGACCUCCCACGGCCCCUACAAUGGGCAAUUUGAACAUAAAGCUAACAAGGACACACACACACACACACACACACACACACAAGCCUGAGAGAAAAUCAGUACUGCUUACAUUUUAGUAAGGGUCAAGGGCUAUUCUGCUGUUUCGUCUUCAGUUUCUAACGGCUGAGGAAAGCGCACCGCGAUUUUGCCACAUGAAGUUAACAUUUAAUCGACCAAUCACAAUCUUGAAAUCAUAUGACAUCACCAAAACUAGCUAAAUUAGCUAAAUUGUGAAUUGGAUUUUACAUAAAGUUAAAAAAAUCUCAUUUAUUUAGUUUACUGUCAGUUGGCCGACUAAGGAGCGCAAAAUUAUGAUGCAAUUAUGUGAAUGAAUGCUUUAUUUUAUGUUAUUGCCUAAUUAUUACACAAGUAAUAUAGUGAGAUAAAAAUCUAUAAAACUUUAAUAAAAAAAAAUCUUAAUAUACUUAAUAUUUGUCAGUGAACAUGGCUACACAGUAUAAUAACCUGAGGUUUGCUAACUUGCUAACAAUCACAGAGACUGGUCGUAAUCACACAAAAUAGUUGUUAUAUGUAUACAAGUAGCUAUAUUUUAUUAUUAUAUACUAAUUAGCAUAAUAUUUACUAGCAUGUUAGCAAAUCUGGCUCCUGGUUUUACACAUUAAGUACACAUUUACUGAUUUAUACACAAUAUAAGAGCCUAAUGUUAACUCUCUUGCUAGCAAACAUGGCUACUAGUUUUAGAUAUAUCAUGUAACAUCAUGUAGCUAGUGCUAGGCAGCCUGGCUUAUGGUUUAACUACAGUAUAACAGUUUUUCUAAGGUUAGAUAGUUUACUAAUAUUAGAUAGUUUACUGGUGAAGUCGGCUAGCUGCUUAAUGUCAAAUAGCUGGUACUAAACAGGCACCGUUAGCAUUGAGAGAGGCUUAUCCUGGCUGCUAUGGCACUUUUUUGAGACUGAAUGAUAGAGAAUUAGCCAAUACAAAGCAGGAUUAUUCAUAUAUUUUAUACAAAUAUCAGCAUGUAAUAAUAUAGCUUGAAGUUUCAGGUGCCUUAUGCUAGUUAUCUGGUUUGUGCAGCACGCUUGCAUAACUAUUAUAUUUCGGAUUCCAACAAGAAUUAUGUGCUAGGAAAUAAAGUUAAAAAAAGUCAAGUGGUGAUGUCAUAUGAUCAAGUUUGCGAGUAGUUGGUCAAAGUCUAACGUUCUGACUCGACAAAAUCGUGAUUUUAGUGCGUUAGUGACAAUGCUCAUCUCAUUUUUGUUUUAUUUUUAAAUCAUAAGGCAUUAUUUCAGAAAUGACGACUGAAUUGUGAGACUCUUAUAAGAAAAUGGCUGUACAGUGCUGAAGGUGUGCCAUGAAGAGAUAAGUUAUAUACAGUGGUGAAUAAAAUGUUUAAGAUGUUUCUAAAACACUCUCGAUGCAUCCAAAUGAGGUGUAUUAUACAUUGUAUUGUAAUUCAUAUGUAAAUAGCUGAAAAUGUAAUUAAACUCUCCUUUUUUUGGCUUCUAACUUUCUUUUGUGUUGCUUUUGCAAAUCGUCACUUCUCUACUCUAAGAUGGUGAGAUGAGAGUUGCGUUUUAACUGGACACCGUUAUGCACGCCGCAGCACUGAAGCACUUAGGGCCUCGCCGAGAUAAACGCAGGCUCCUGUGGGAUCGUAAACAUGGCCGCCGAUUUCCCACCGAGUGCUGACUCUCAGGAAUUGACCCGCCUGAGAGAGAGAGAGAGAGAGAGAGAGAGAGAGAGACGGUGGGAGCAAAUGGAGCGCCGUCCAUUAUAAAACGAUUUAACAUUAACAUCAACAUUAAAAUACUGCAUA